Molecule: messenger RNA, 3367 nt
Organism: Aedes albopictus (Asian tiger mosquito)
Lineage: Eukaryota; Metazoa; Arthropoda; Insecta; Diptera; Culicidae
Product: melatonin receptor type 1B-like
Exons: 6
Coding region: 1331-2671 (446 amino acids)
Biological process (GO): G protein-coupled receptor signaling pathway; cellular response to light stimulus; phototransduction
Cellular component (GO): plasma membrane
Molecular function (GO): G protein-coupled photoreceptor activity
Source: RefSeq, a predicted model, not a curated record
CUCUCAAUUUCCGCUCUUAUCUCACUGAAGCAGCUUUCGCUCCUUCCGAAGAUGGGGUGCGUAUUGCAUCUGUUCCAGUUCAACACCAUCAAAACGAUUUCAGCCCUCCGAGCGUCAGGAUGUGUCGUCCCGUUUGAAGGAGUGCAAUCCAAUAUUGCCUUCCUGGCAGGCAGCAAUUCAGUGUCAGUUCAGCAGUGAAAAUCAGUGUGUGAAACGAUAAGGAUCUCCCCCGGUUGAGGAAAACUAUCAUUAGAUUACGGAUAAUUGAAUUCUGUGCACCACCUGCGAAGGAAAAGACCUCGGAAGACCUCCUGGUGUUCUCCACAAGUGGAUGCGAAGAAAACCGGAUGUCAAUCCGUGUGAAAAGUGUUUGAUGUGUGUUAACGUUUCGUCCGAAGACGACUGACUAUGACGAUGACGACGACGACGACGACGACAACGGCGACAUAGUCUGGAAGGUCGUAGACUACCACAAAGCAAGGCAAGGCCGCCCGUUGUUGUUGGGGGGCAGUCAGCCAGUCAGUGCAGUGGGUGGGCCGGUGGGUGGUGCUAACAAGUGUUUUCUUUUUUUCUUCGCCGCCACCCCAAACGCAACCAGUGUGUCUCUUUCUCUCGUAAUCGUGGGCUCUCAUCGCGUUAUACUUCCGGCACGGCGAGCGGGGGUUCCAAUUCAAUUACGUGGUCAACUUCACCCUUUCGUACGGUACGAUUCCUUUAUAACAAAGUAGUAGUGGACCUCAGAAGAAAGUACAGUACAUAGAGUGCCAGAGUGCAUUGGUGUGCCAAGGAAAACCGGAUUUGAACCGGGGGGAAGUAACCAAGCGGAAGUGAGAUUCAAUUCCGCAGAAAUGAUGACAGUUUCUUCGCCAGCCGUUGACAACUGAAGAUUCAACUAGGUGUUGAAGGUCUCUUCAAUUCCAGAGUGUUGUGCAAAGGACAAGCCUGUUCCUGCUGUAGCAAGCUGCUCGAUUAAUUUUGCGCAAGGUCCUUCGUUUCACGUUUGCGGUGUCAGCGAAAACAACCGUAUGACAGAAACACCCCCGAGAGAAAAGCGGCAGCCGAGGAAAAAUUAGAAACGGUAGCCCAUUUCCCAGAACGUGUCUGUUCCAUGACCAGCGUCAACGUAACAUCGUCCCAUCGUCUCGUAGAAGAAAACGGCAGUAGGCUGGUCAGCUGCGGGUCCCUUCCCCUCCCCGUUCGAUGAAAUACGACAUCCACACGACAGCUUUUAUUGGCGGGGGCCGGACACAAUUUGAUCACUAACCGACCAAAAAAAAACAAAAACCGGCCAACCGGAAACGUCGGAAUCGACGCAAGGAGCAACCGGGAAAUGGCAAAAACCAAAACACCAACCGUGAUGAGCUCGACAUCGUUAGCUGGAAUGCUGUUAGCGGUGGCAGUCUCUGUUUUGAGUAUGGUCCCAGCGGGGGAAGCCGUGGGAGGAGGAGCAAGCUUCGGCGACACGGACAAAGGUGGCGGCGGAGACGGGCUUCCGAUAUUGACCACAGCAACAAGUGUCACCAAUUACGAUACCGAGUUCAGCAGCACUGAAAAUGGUACCAAUUUGCUAACGGCGAUAACACCAUUAGCCCUGAUGUCCAAGCACGGCGGCACUUCCGGUGGAGCCAGCAAACCACAGGAGGAUGUAUCACCGGUUACCCUUUCGACCGAGUGGCCCCGUUUGGCCCGACUGUUGCUACUGGCCAGUCUGUCCGUUAUCGGCAGUAUCGGUAACGUGUUUAUGAUUUCCUCGGUCAUGAUUGAGGACCACCUCAAGAAGGCAGGUAACGCAUUCAUAGUGAACAUAGCGCUCGCAGAUUUACUAAUCACUAGCGUAGUGAUGCCAGCGUCCACCAUUGUGCUCCUGGCUGGUAUCGACAAUUCGGACACGGAAGUAUGCAAAUUUCAGUGGUUUCUAGCUGCUUGCUCGUUUUUGGUUAGCAUUUUAACACUAGCAAUAAUGGCCGUCGAGAACUACCUAAGGCUUUGUACGGCCCAGAAUGAGCGGAGCUGGUUCAGCAGAACGAGCGUAACCGUGAUCCUGCUGACGAUCUGGAUCGUCGCCGGCUUGUUCUCCGGCAUGCAGUUCAUGUACGAGAUCGACUUUGACUACUGCGAUCGGAAGUCGAAGCACAUGGUUCCACCGGAAGCCGGCUGGAUAGGACUGAUGGUGCUGCUCCCGCUACUGUUGGCGUUCCUGAUCCACAUACGGAUCAUAGUGGACGUGAAACGAAACAUGAACCUACCGAACUUCAAGCCAAACCAGGCCUACACGUGGGACCUCUCGUUAGUUCGGACCAACUUCUACAGCUUCCUGAUCUUCGUCCUGUUUUGGCUGCCUUUCUGCGUGAUCCUGGCGUACGGGACCACCAAAAGUGUCUCGAACCGGGUCUUCUACAACACGGCCUGGAUCGGUCUGUCCAAAUCCUGCUUCCACAAUGUGAUCUACUGUUUGACGAACCGGCACUUCCGCAGUGCGUACGUGAGCCUGUUCAACUACUGCUGCUGCAAGACUACGGUGGCUGUAUCGCGGAGGCAACGGGUCGACGGAAGCCGGCCAACGGCGGACGUCCGGGUGCAUAUCAUUCCGGGUUACAACAUGUACACCAGCCCGCAGAGGGCCGGCAACAGCCACGGGCACUGGGGAAAGCGUGAGUGCCACGAGUUAUGAUCGGAAAUGUAGCUAAAUUGAUCGAAGGCUAGGAACAGCUUCGAUUAAUUUACGGGACGAAUCUUUCGAAUAUGUACCGUCGAAACGCUGUUGACUGAUUCGGCAUUAGAGAUUUUCUGAAUUUGAAACGAGUUUCUGAGCACUCACUGUGAGGAACUUGUAGGUAACGUAAUAUCCACCAAUAUUUGACGCGGGGAGAUGGAAGCAGUUCGACGUGAUGAUUUUGUAAUUCGAUGUGUCCGUAGAUGUUUGUUUGCCAGUGCUUACCGAGGAGGAUGGAAUGUUACGAACACAUCGGUUUUUAAAUCUAAGCAUCGAACUGUAACCACUGACUCUCUAAGUCGAACUGAAAGUAGUAUCCAGCUUAGAUUAGAUAACCUAGCCAACAAAAAUCAUCCAUUUCGAAGAAGAAUAAACAACACAACUGAAUGUUCAGAAGAGCAUUUUAUCAAGACCAAAUCAACGAAUCCGCUCGAAAGCAGCUGGAGUGUGUCGAAACCUAAUGAAACUUUUCAGACGAAUAGGUAACCGAAAGCAAGUUGAUGUUCAUCGUCGUCCAUUAAAAUAACAUUUAGGUGAUGUGAAAUGAAAACUACUGUUCAUGUGAGUUGAACAAAGGUGACGGAAAGUAGGUGCAGUAAAUGUUUUGGUGUAAUGUUAGAUAUACAUAUAUGUAUUUGAAUGUGAUGAUGUAAA